AGUGCAAGUGCAUUUUUAAAAGUGCGUAGUGUGUGUGUUUGCUCCCGCGAGCUCACGUGUGUGUUUGUGCGGUGUGUGUGUGUGUGUGUGCAUAUUAACGGUGUUUAGCAGGAUUCGACCUUCCCCGCGCAUUUCCGCCUGUUGCUGUACCGGCUAUUUUAAAGUUCUUAUCAAAGUGUGCGUGCGUGUGUGUCUGUUUAUUUUUUGUUAGUUUAAUUUGUUGAUUUUAUUUCGCGAGCGCCAAGUGCAUUACGGUGCAAAACCGCAGUAGAUUGCUAAAGAGAAGAGGAAAAGUCUUUUUGUAAAAGGUUGAUUCGUUGUACGGUAAUAAUGGCAGUACCGAAGGCGGCCGGCAACGGGGCGUCCCUGCUCCGUUCCUGUCACAUGCUGUUGGCGCGGGCCGAAGGACACAGGGGUGGUGGUGCCCUACUCAACAGCUUAGCUAGGAAUCAAUCGUGGAGGAAGGAGACAGCACUGAUUGUAUGCGCCAGUCGCCGGUACUCCACCACCGCCACAGUAGCCGCCAGCGGCGGAUGCAGCAAUCGAGGCCCCAGCAGAAGCACCCGAAAACCCAGCAUCAUCAUCGAAGGUGGUGUCGUCUGCCGCGCAUACAGCAGCACUUCCAGCAACAGUGGUGGUGCCGUGAGCAGAAGACAUAUUAGCAGCAGUAGCACCAGUAGUAGCAGCAGUGCAUCCAGCACCAACACCAGCAAUGCUCCCGAAGAAGUAAGCGUGCGGUACUAUCGCGGACUGCCCCACGUCACCGUGCCACUGCCCUCGCGGAACGAGCGCUGCCAGUUUACGCUGCGACCGGUAACGCACUGUGUAGGCGACUUUCUCGACAUGCUAAAGGUGGAGGACCGUGGCAUCGACCGGGCGGCCAUUCUCAAUCGCGAAGGCGUCCGGAUAGCGGCCGCCUGCUCCAUCGAGAACCUGAUGGACGACGAGUUUUGGUUGCAUUUGAACGAUCGACAAUACUACGUUAAGCCACCGAAGCGUGAAAAAAUUACCUCAGAAGAAAUCACUAGACUAGGCGACGUACAGGCACUCGUGGCACAGCUGUACGAGGCGCUGCACGUGGGCGAACAUCAGGUGCAGAAGGAGCGCGAACUGAACGGCAAGCUGGAGCAAUUGAACGAGAAGCUCGGCCCAUUGGAAGCGAAAAAGAAUGAACUCGACCAGAAAGCGGCCCGCAAAACGAAUGCCCUGACCUGGGUCGGGCUGGGCCUGAUGUCGGUACAGUUCGGUGUGCUCGCCCGGCUUACCUGGUGGGAAUACUCCUGGGACAUUAUGGAGCCGGUGACGUACUUCGUCACGUACGGUACGGCGAUGGCCGCGUACGCUUACUUCGUGCUAACGAAGCAGGAAUAUCUGCUCCCGGACGUGAAGGACCGCCAGCAUCUGAUCACGCUGCACAAGGCGGCCAAGAAGGCGGGCGUCAAUCUGGCCGAGUACAACGACAUCAAGCGGCAGAUCGCGGAGAUCGAGCACGAUCUGCGCCGGCUGCGCGACCCACUGUACAUGCAUCUGCCGGCGCCGCCGCCAAAGACGAAAACGUUCAGCGCAAGCGAGAUUGCGUUCGCGAAAAAGCAGCAGCAAAAGGCCAGCCUCGAGCUGCAGCAGGCCGCAGUGGGCGUCGGUGGCGAUUCGGUGCUCAAAACUAAACACUAACUCCCCCGGGGUACACACGACGUAAGGAUUGUUGUAUAGUGUUCAGCACUUCACGGGGGAGAAAAAGGAGCAAGUCUUUAGCUAGUUGCGCUGUAAUGGUGAGUUUAUCGAACAUAUUUGUACGGGAAAGGCGGAGAGCAGCAAGAGGUGUGCCCACAAAAGGUGUAAAGAAACAAUGAAGACAAGAAAUGGUUGUAAAAAAAAAACACAGGGCCCGAACGCGCUGCAAUCCAGCGUGCGAAAUCCAGCCACAAUCAAUUUAAAGCAGAAAAUCAACCAAGCUACUACUACAUCGACAAUGGAGAUAGGUUGGAGCACAUUUAAGAAGCGCACAAAUGUAAGGGAAACGAUUGAAAAACGGCUGCAGCAAGUUGGGGAAAGGUGUAAAAGUGCUUACGAAAACAAAAACGACAAAUCUUGCUGCAGUUCAGAGUGCCUAAAAGGCCCUUGUUCUUCUUUACACUAUGCCUCACAAUCAACAAACAGACACACUACCAUUGCAGAGGAAGGAGGCCAGUACUUAUAUCCGCACACAGGCAGACACACCCUCCGCAACCUUUACAUCACGCUAGGAAAGUGUGUCAUCAGUCCCCCAGCUACCCCGCAUUGACCCCGAAUUGGUUGAAAUUGUGUUUUUAAAAUGUUUCUUAUUGUAAUCGUAUUAGUGUUUAUCUCUUAACUACCUUUGUGUUACCCUUUGUUUUUGCAAUGUUUUUUUGUCUCAAUGUUAAAUUAUACUUCCAAUUUUUUAAGAAUAUUUCUUACCAGUAAAACCCCUAUAUGCAAUAGCACAACGAUUCUGUGCAUCUCGUAAAGCUCACGUUAAGGUUUUAGAUUGUUAUUUUACCUUACAACAAUGAAACGGCAAAAGCAUGGAAUAGGCGUGUGUUUCGGUUUUACAUUUUCGUGUGUGCUUCUUCAGUUUAAGGAAUCUCAAUACACCUGCAGCAGAAUGUCCCUUGUUUUGUUGUGUUGUGUAUUUUUGUUUUAAGCUAAACCCAUUUAUGCAACGCACACCGACGCGAGCGAACGUUGGACGAAAGAUCUGAGGGCUUACUUAAAGUUAGGCACAACAAAAAGCAUACAGGAGCAGACGUUCAAUGUGUGUGUUUUAUAGAGAAAAAAUGUGCAACCGCUUAAUGUGUAUCUUUUGCAUAGUUUUAUUAUAAUAUGGGGUUGAAAUAAAUUGACGUUUAAAUUUA
Molecule: messenger RNA, 2873 nt
Organism: Anopheles arabiensis
Lineage: Eukaryota; Metazoa; Arthropoda; Insecta; Diptera; Culicidae
Gene: MCU
Product: calcium uniporter protein, mitochondrial
Exons: 7
Coding region: 331-1671 (446 amino acids)
Biological process (GO): mitochondrial calcium ion homeostasis; calcium import into the mitochondrion
Cellular component (GO): mitochondrial inner membrane; uniplex complex
Molecular function (GO): calcium channel activity; uniporter activity
Source: RefSeq, a predicted model, not a curated record